CUCUUUGUUUUAAACUCCGGCCGGAAUUUUUUCCUUCUUUUGGGGGGAGAGUCGGAGGGAGUGGAGGCCCCCCCCGCGGGCGGACACGGCGCCCCGCCGCCCGGCCCCCGCGCCGCCAGGCACCAUCCUGUGGGUUUCAAGAGCUGCUGACCAGAGGAGUUUAUGGAAGGCUCAUUUUGCAUUGAGCUCUGUAAGGCUCUUGGAUGACUUCACUUCAUGCAAGUCUGAAUGAAGUCCUCUGUCUCAUUCGCUAUACACGUUUCAACUUCUACAACAGAUGAGACAGAAGUUCAACAGACAACAGCCUGCUUCCCUACACAGCACUGAUUUAUUCCCUGAGCAGCAUCCAUCCUGUCCACUGAAUGAAGCAAGGGUCCUGUGGAAAAAAUAGUAAAAUAAAGAGAAUUAUGUGCAAAUAACCCUCCAGAAUCAGCAGAGUUGGAACUCUGGGCUUCCAGCAUUGCAGCACAGAUUACUAGCACCUGUGCUAAGAUAUUAAUUACAAAUGCUGACAGAAGGAAUAACCUGUUACCAUUUGUGCAUCACCCACUAGGAGAUGCUGUUGCAUAAUACGCCAUAACAUGAAGAGAACUUGAGACCGAUUUUUGGAAUACUGUUUGUAAAUUUUUUUCAGAUGAGGAGACCCAGCGCUUAAAUUGGAUGGAAACUCAAAUACUGGAGAAACUAGGGUCUCUGGAUGGCAGACUCUGAAAAGAAAUGCAGUUUUAAGAGACACCAAAGAUGCUGACUAGAAAGAUUAAACUCUGGGAUAUUAAUGCCCAUAUAACCUGUCGUCUCUGCAAUGGAUACCUUAUUGAUGCCACCACUGUAACAGAAUGCCUGCAUACCUUCUGUAGAAGUUGCCUGGUGAAGUAUUUGGAGGAAAAUAACACCUGUCCAACAUGUAGAAUUGUUAUACAUCAGAGCCAUCCACUACAGUAUAUCGGUCAUGACAGAACAAUGCAAGAUAUUGUUUACAAACUUGUGCCAGGCCUUCAAGAUGCGGAAAUGAGAAAGCAGAGAGAAUUCUAUCAUAAACUAGGCAUGGAAGUACCAGGGGACAUCAAAGGGGAGACCUGCUCUGCUAAGCAACAUUUAGAUUCGCAUCGGAAUGGUGAAACUAAAGCUGAUGAGAGUUCAAACAAAGAAACAUCAGAAGAAAAACAGGAAGAAGAUAAUGACUAUCACAGAAGUGAUGAACAGGUGAGCAUCUGCUUGGAAUGCAAUAGCAGCAAAUUGCGUGGAUUGAAACGAAAAUGGAUCCGCUGCUCAGCACAAGCAACAGUCUUACAUCUGAAGAAGUUCAUUGCCAAAAAACUUAAUCUUUCUUCUUUUAAUGAGCUGGAUAUAUUAUGCAAUGAAGAAAUUCUUGGCAAGGACCAUACGCUCAAAUUUGUAGUUGUCACUAGAUGGAGAUUUAAGAAAGCACCUCUCCUGCUACAUUACAGACCCAAAAUGGACUUGCUGUAAGAGACCUUUAUUGUCCUUCUGGACAGCGUUUUUUGCAGAGACUAUCAUCAGGCACCUUCUUAGUGCAUCACUUAACUCACAUGUGACACGAACCAGCAGAAUUGUUUUGGAAGACUAUAGUGCUCUCACAGCCAACCAACCUUCUGAAUAUUUCUUCUGGAGAUGUGUUGCCCAGAUUUCUGGACAGAAAAUAUUUAUACUUUUUUUGUACGAAAGAAAUAAAUCACAAGAGGACACUACCAGCACUAAGUUUACAGAUCCUGAAAACACUUCACAGUUCCAUGUAGCUCAACUUCAUUCAUCUCUUUGCUGCAGUUCCACAAAAAUAAGUUAAAAUGUUGUAGGGGUUUAAAGGUUGUCUUUGACACCAAAAUUACCUUUAGUUACUUUCCAUCUUUUGAAACUUCUAAAGCUUAUUUUGAGAUAUUCUGCAAGGUGUUCCGUCUGACAUAGUAUGGCUCAGUUACUUUGGCUUUCAUUGAGCCCUUUGAAGAGCAUUGAACGUACCUUAUGAUUAUAGAGACUGGUGAUAUUUAUGCUGCAUUAAAAACUUCCUAAAAAACUAGGCAUCUGAAAACUUCAUGAGUUUCACACAGUGCUUGAUCUCAUUUUAUAUUUCAUUAAUGUUUUGGCAUCCUCUGCAUGUUUUGAUGAGGCUAAUGAAAAUGAGUUUACUUUUUUAACAUGGCCCAAUAUUUUGCUGUGACAUAAAUUGCAUCCGAUCAUAACACAAGAGUACUCCAAGUGCUAAAUUUGUGAAUUUUAAGGUAGACUUGUCUUAUACAGUAAGGGCUUGCAGAAAUUUAUUUUUUCUUCACGGAGAAUGUUUUUUCGCUAAAUUUGUAACUAGUGGUUAAAGCAUUUUUAUUUUGAGAAACACCCCAUAGAAACAUUACACAAGUUUCCAUUUCACUGGUUUAAAAAUUCAGUUGUUAAUUACUGACCAGUUCUAGAUUUCCUUUAAUGGUUUCCUUAAAAAGCCAUUGUUUUCUUUAGUGUCAUCAUUAGCUAUCUUGGAGGUCAGACUAGAUCGCAGCAGUACCUUCUGGCCUUAAAUCUAUUAAUCUAGAUUUUGUGUUCAGCCUCGAGAGAUGCAGGACACUAUGUAUGUCAUCAAGUCCGCGCUCAGAUAAUGCUUAGAGGGGUGUUAACUAAAAAAAAAAAAAAACCUUGAAAGGCUUUUAAAAAUAGGUGACUUAAAAAAACUGUUAAUAUUGGUUGAAAGUGAUUUCUGCAGGCGAUAUACUGUAUAACAUAAUAAAAAUAUGAAAUGUUAAAAUGUUUGACUGGCAUGGGGGAUUGUAAGAUACUGAAAAGAGGGUGUGCAGUAUGACACACUGGCAGCUGGAGGUUAUUACUUUCUUUUUAAAUGCUCAGGAGGGAAAGUUCCCCUGUCAGCUGAAAACCAGUUUUGUAUACAUAUUAUUAAACCCUUUUAUUCCUCCAUAAGGCAAAUCUCACUGGCUAACAUAAGCAUUAUGCCUGUUGGCACCACCCUACUCCAUCCAGUUGUGCUCCUCUGCCCUGCAAGAAAUCAUUAUUUAAAAUUAGAUUUAACAUCAGGAAGUAAAUGCUGAGAAAUACUGGCUUAUCCAAACAUGUACAUUCGCUUUUCUCCUGGGUCUGAAAGAAAUCCACCGCCUCCCCAAAACAGCAUGUUCCUGUGUGCCUCCUUACACGUACUUGCCUGGAGCCUGCCGGUCCUCCAUUUGACUCCUCUCUUAGUUUUCCUACUGCCACACUUGUGAGAGGGAACACAAUCUCACCUGUAUAUAUUUCAAAACAGCGUUAUAAAGCUGCGUUCUUUUAUUUUUAUUCAUAAUCGUAGAGAUGAAUGAGGCGGAAAUCAGAAUGGGUGCAAAUGGAGAAACAAGGGAAUCUACUGGACUAGUAGGAGUGCCAUCUCUGCAAAUCUAGGGCAGGAGAGAUGUAAAUGUACUGAGGGCUCAUUGGGCUAGGCAGGACAACUUCACAUCUAGGCCUUGGAGGGUGUGGGGAAUAGAGUUUGGCUUUGGUUUGAUUUUUCUGUUCCUAUAUGCACCUACCUGCAGUUCAGCUUUUAUCUAUGUAUAACAUGACGAAAAAAUAGAAGUGUCAGAAGAGGAAAGGAGAGACUUCAGUAGUUUAGUUCUAGCAACUGGCCCUUUGUGAGCUUUUCACAAAAUGAACCUAGGCGACGUGACCCUAUAAGUCCGUUGAUUUACCAGGACUUUGUGGAACUGUUAAUCAGUUGUCCGCAUUGUGGGGUGCGUCAGAGAACUUCAACCAAAUGACCCUAUCCUAAUCAAUCUGAUUAAUUUGCAUCUAAGGGUUUAAUAAAUAUAUAUACAUGAUGUGUCUACCUCAAAACAUGCACUGCAGCAGCAUUUUGUAAAACCAGACGUUACUGUAGUGCCAUUGAAGUACAUCAGAAUUUGAAUAUUUUCCUGUGUAAUUAAACUGAGGAGCAAUUAAACAGAUGAACGUGCAAAUUCAAAAAACCCUCUGCCAUUCAGUUUUAACUCUCACUGUAGCAAUCUACAGUACAGAACAUAUAUUUGUAAGUUUGUAGCUAUCUUUGGAAUCACUUGAAUUUGCUAUGGUGCUAUAUCAAUAUAUUUAAAUAUCUGUUGAUAUCUGUAUAGAUACGUAAAUCUGAAGCCUGUAUUGACACCAACAGCUGGUUAUAGCUCAUAAUUGUGUGUAACUCUGCUUUUUUUAAAUGUAUUAACCUGAUAAAACCUCAGUGGUAAAAAUACCUAUUUUUCUAAAUUGCAUCAUGUCAGAAUAGCUUCACUACAGAAACUAUUUCCCAGAGGGGUUUGCUGCACCAUUUGGUUUCAUUUUAACUUUGUAGAAAGAGUAGCAUACAAUUAAAUUCAACAGUCAGUGUGAGACCUUAAGGAUUCUAUUUCUGAAAGUUCUGUUUUACUUCUGUGAAGCUUAAGAGACAGUUGAUUUAAUGUCAAAACUAUAUUGGGGAAAAAUAACUAUUGAUUUUUUUAAGUAUUGUUUAAGGUCUGAAAGUCAGGCUCAGCUUAGAUAUCUCUUGGUCCUGCUUGGUCAUGUUCAGUUUAUUUUGGUUUUAGUGAAGAUGGAGUUACUGUGAAGUAGUUUUCACAACUGCUUACGCUGGUAAAUAAUUGCAGUACAAGUAUCUUGUUGCAUUAUCCUCAGCAGCAAUGAGACUAAUUACCCAGGCUCAUAGUCUCACUAGAUAUAGUUUUCAUUUAAAAUAGAGAAUUCAGAUAGAAUAUAUAAUAUUGAAUUUAAAUAAGAUUUGGGGGUUUUAAAAAAAAUUAACUUUAUAAAAUUAUUUAUUCUAUUUUAAGCCUUCUAUCUUAUUUUACCAUCCAAGUAUUUUGGUUUCUAUGGUCCAGCUUUAUUUACGGGCAUAUAAAAUGAAAUUGUGAGAUGUUUUUACAAGCUUCUUCCUUUUACUUUGAGUUUGAGUAGUUUUUAUUUGAUGUUUUUGUAUGGAUAAAGAGCAUUACUUAUGCUUUUGUGCAAUAGGUUUGAAACAUGCAUUUAUAAGGCAUAUGUUUAAAUUGUAAAUGUAGCAUCUACUUACCGCUAAAUUGAGAAGGAAUGUAGGUGGGAUUUUUAAAAUGUACAUUCAAAUGGGUUUUUGUUUGGUUUUUUUAAUUUUCAUUUUUUAUUUUUUUUUUAUUUUUAUUUUGAAGUGAAGUUUGGGGUUUUAAAAUUGUGUGUAAGUGCAAGAACUACCUGUCAGCAAUAUUUUAAAAUAAAUGAUCUGGCAAGAAACCUUAAUGUGAAUUGUGGAAGCAAUCUGCAAGACUUGCAGCCUAUCCGAAAUUGUUUUUGUGCCAUUGUUAUGUCUGGUAUCUUUGUGUACCAUCUAACCUGGGAAUAUUUAUUUUUUAUUGGUUGUGCAAUACUAUACACAACACUAUAACCUCUGGGGAUAUGGGACCAUAUGAAAUAUCAGACUACAACUAUGAUGGUGCUAUUUUUUCCAAUAGGCUAUGAGCCUUUGAAAGCUUAUCUGGCUCUAUUGUCUUCGUAACAGCAUAAUUAGUCUUAGGAGAAUCUUACCAUUGAGAUAAAUGUAAUAGGAAAAAGCCAACCAGUUUUUACAUCAACAGAUGAAUCUUUGAUAAAUUUAUAUUGUAAUCAGUACUUAAGAAAUGCAUUUAAUGCAGACAGCGUAAACUGUACUCUACAGAAAAAUCCACUUUCUGUAUUUCCUCAGGUAAUCACUUCAGUUCAGAUGCUUCACUGGAAGUUUUAAAGCAACCUACUCAUUUGUUCCUCUGCUUCAAAGUUAAAGAAAAGAAAAAAUCCCAUAUAGGCUAGAAUUUUUGCAUAACUUAACUAUGCUUAACUAUAACGGAGAGGUUCACUUAACAUUUCCUUAGGUACCAGGUGCAGAGAGAACGCUUAUUUUAAGGUGCAUAAUUUAACUUUGAACUGCGUUUUGAUGAAAGCGGAGAUUAGGUACAGAUUUUCUGGAAACUUGCUCCUCAUGGUAAGCCCACUUUUUUAUUUUUAUUUUAUAUUAUUGAGUUUGAAUUUGCUCAUGUACAAACUUAAUAUCCAGUCCUGCAAUCUGAUCCACCUGGCAGAUCCUUAUGCCCUCGCAGAAUCCAGUUGAAGUCAAUGUGGCCUGCCCCAGAGCAGAUUGUAGGAUUGGGGCGUAAAUGUCCAAUACUGCAAAUGCUGACCUUGUAACUUUACUCACAUGGAUGGUUCUAUUUCAGUCCAGUGGGAUUAUUCACAGGAGCAGAGUAACUUAGCAGCAUGCCUGCAGAAGUUCUUAUGAUUUACAACAUUGGUUUAAUAUAAUCCUGAACAUCCAAAUGAUUUAACUGGACAAAAGAAAACUUUUUUUUCUGGAACAAGAUUAAUUUAGGGUUAAGGGACAAUAAGCCAGUGCAACCACUAAGCCUUUAUCCUCAAUAUGUGGUAAAAUAAAGAUACUGAAACUAUCACAGUAUAAAAUCAUAUUUUUGACUUAGUUUCAUUUGAAAGUUUACAUUUUUUUUAUGCUUUGUGUUGCUGUGUAAUUUUUGUACUAUUGGUGGCUAGUUUUUGUCUGAAUAAGCCUUUUGGGAUUAUUGCUUAAUGUUUUGAUUUUAUGAUAGUGAAGCUUGUAUUCAGUGUUUUGCCAAUUAAUAUUAUAUGCUUGUGAAUAAAAGCAAAAAAGCUAACUAAAA
Chelonia mydas (Green sea turtle) is the source of this 6626-nucleotide messenger RNA. RefSeq names its product polycomb group ring finger 3 (gene PCGF3). Gene Ontology annotation, biological process: regulation of transcription by RNA polymerase II. Bases 742 to 1470 code for a protein of 242 amino acids. Lineage: Eukaryota; Metazoa; Chordata; Testudines; Cheloniidae. The transcript is spliced from 14 exons. The record is from RefSeq and is a predicted model, not a curated record. Gene Ontology annotation, cellular component: PRC1 complex.